This is a messenger RNA of Lachancea fermentati, 2403 nucleotides long. NCBI's taxonomy places the organism in Eukaryota, Fungi, Ascomycota, Saccharomycetes, Saccharomycetales, Saccharomycetaceae. The record is from the annotation of a GenBank genome assembly.
AUGCUGGUAUGGGGUAUUCUAUGGCUUCUGCUGGCUUCAUGCAUGGGUCAUGAAGCUGCAGACCCGUGGUACACUAUCGAGCAGAACUUAAAGAACUUACCGAAGAAGCCCGAUCCUAUAUUGUCAUCAGCACAAGAGAUAGAUCCAUACCUUGAUCCAGUGUCCGAUGGUAUUAAAAUUUCUCUGCCUAUGGACUAUUACGAAAGGGAGCAAGAACGAAUCUAUGACAAGUUUUGGAAGGGAGCCAGUGAACUGCAGCAAGAGGUGUAUGCCCAAUUGAAAACGUCGAGCGCGGAGUUCAACAACAGUGAAGCUACUUAUCUUCUCGCUCAAAUACAUUUAAUUGGAGAAUAUGGCUAUCCGCACAACAAAACAUUAGCAUACUAUUACCUUAACAGAUUCAAUGAGAUGACGAACUUCACAAACGCUACUGUCCUUUUUGAAUUGGCAGUAAUGCAUUCGACGGGCCUAUUCGGUACAAUACCGAUUGAUAGCUCGAAGGCACUUAUUUAUUAUCACUUGGCUUCUGGGUUGGGCGAUGUGAGAGCAAAAAUGGCCCUUGCGUACCGUUACCAAAAUGGCGUCAAUGCUCCUCGCGAUUGUGAUAAGGCACUUUUCCUCUAUAGCGAGAUUGCUCAAAAACUGAGAAGCAGUUACAGCGAUCAAGAGUGGGACAUUGUUUCACCUUUUUUAGAAUCUUAUGAUGUGCGUAUAUGUGAUUUUACAGGAGGACUGCUAAGCAAGGGCCUGAGCAGUACGAGGUUAUCGACUGUCCGAAAGAGGGCUCUCAGACCUGAUAUCACUUCCUCAGUGUUGACCAAUUUGCAAGGGGGACGAAUUAUUCUACAGUUCGGUGGUGGUGGCGGUAGUGGGUUUGUCGGAGGUGAUGAUGAGGAGGAAGAAAACGGACUCAUGAACAUCUACUAUACUGCGCUUGACAAUUACCAGGGCACAUACACUCAAAGAAGAAAUAUGACUGUAGCCAUGCAGUUACUCAACAUGACAUAUGCACAGUUUGAUAAUGAUAUUCGAUACAUGGCUGAUUUGGAUCGUUUUUUUUACGGAAAAUGUUUAGGAUUAUUGGGCCAUAUGUACUUUAGAGGUGAAGGAGUUGAAAUGCCAAAUAUUACUCUUGCUGAGCAACUUUUAGAAAGAGCUAUUGAAAUAACUGAAGUCUCGGAUAAUUUCAGAAGUGCUGCGCAUGCUGAUUUGGGGCUCAUUAAUCAGUACAUUUAUGGAAAUUUGACAGAAGCCAUUAAGCAUUACAACAGGAUGGUGGAUUUGGCAAGCUCCGAUGGCACUGCAGAAUUUCAACUCUCUAAAAUCUAUGCAGGUGUUAAUGGGCACUCAGGGGAAGAGCGUUUGGCUGUAGAAGAUCCGCUAUUCUUGAUGCGGAGAGCCGCGCAUAAAGGAUUUACUCCAGCCAUCUACGAAUUGGCCUCAAUGGCAGAAAAAGGAAUAACUGGAAGAGUGACAUGCGAGGAACUAACGAGUAUUUACAAGACAUUUAUUGAGGAGAAUGAUGAAAUAGUAGCACCUAGUCUGAAGGAGGGGUUCAUAGCUUUGCUGCGUCAAGAAACGGAAGUGGCCUUGUGGGAAUAUGCUAAAGCUGCCGAGCAAGGUUACGAGGUAGCACAAACGAAUGUGGCGUAUCUUUUAUACCAACCACCUCUUCAAUUACAGGAGCCUCCCAUCAUUCCAGAGGCAAGAAGAAACAUGGCACUUGCAUAUUAUACGAGAUCUUUCAUGCAGUCUAAUGCUGAUGCCGGUGUUAUUGCAGGUGAUAUUUACUACGAAAUCGGUGAGUAUUCCCGUGCUGUCGCACUCUACCAAACCGCAGCAAUGAAGAUUUCUGUUCAAGCCAUGUGGAACUUGGGUUAUAUGUAUGAGCAUGGCCUAGGUGUUGAACAAGAUUUUCACCUAGCGAAGAGGCAUUAUGAGCAGGUUCUGGAGCACAACCAUAAGCUAUAUUUUGGAGUAAGAUUGACAAUUUUGAAACUCAAGGCGAAGUCCUGGUUUAUUUGGUUAACUGGAGGUAAAGUAAAUUACUGGAAAACGUCAACCGAUCCACACCAUGUUGCAUCAGCCAGCUCGUCCUGGUUUUCGAGGCUUUUGAAAACAUUUAGAGAAGCCGGUAGAGAAAACUCAGGUCAUCCCGAAAAUGAAAGCAUUCGCCCAGAUCAAAACUCGAGUGGAAGCAUCCUUGAUACUCUUCAGUCGUGGGGCGUUCACGCUGAAGACCUCAUAACAAUAGGCUUUGUGCUGUUGUUUUUUAUUAUGAGCUUUGCCCUUAGGACCGUAGCUUUAAGAAGAGGCUGGGCUGUAAGGGUAAACGGUGUACCAUUGCAACCCCAACAGCAAGGUCAACAAGGCGGAGUGGAUAUUCAGUUCUUUGCAAUUUGA